CACCUUUUCUUUGCGGAUCGAAGGCCAUUCACUAGAUACUAUACGGUAAUAGUUGCAAACAUUCGGAAUGGCUUUUUCUUUUGGAGGAGCUCCUGCUCAACCGGCUGCUUCGAGCAGCUUCAGCUUCGGUGGUGCAUCGACGCAAAACAAUCAGUCCGCUACCGGUACUGGAACCAGUCUCUUUGGCAACAAUAAUACCAGUACUUUGGGUCAAAGCACUGGGGGAGGGCUAUUUGGUGCGAAGCCAGCUGCUACUACUGGGGCUACUGGAGGAGGGCUGUUCGGAAGUUCGCAGCAGCCCGCUCAACCUGCAUCAUCAUCGUUGUUCGGCGCCCCGGCCGCUCAGCAAAACCAACAACCACAACAAUCGGGAGGACUGUUUGGAAGUACCUUAGGGAACAACUCGACUUCACUCUUCGGCCCGCAGCAGCAGCAACAACAACAGCAACCGCAGCAGCAGCAGCAACAACAACAACAACCGCUUCAACAGUCCACCUUGAACAGUUCUACCCUGGGUAUCCUCGGUCCCUCGCAAAAUCAAAACAGGUCGAGCCUGUUUGCUAGCGUCUCCGGCUCGUCGGUACCGAAAAAGAGGACCUUGCAGGAGAGAUUACAGAAGAUCGCUUCUGGGGUGAUCGAUCCUGCUCAAAGCGAAUUGCGGUCAUAUGUGUACUACGCUGCUCCGGCUUCCAACGGACAAGAACACCAAUGGCCUGGCGAUCAGUACAUCAGCAAGCAGCUGUUUGAUGAGGCUCAGCGACACAACCCGAACAGGAGCGCUCUCCUGCCUAUCCAGUUGAAGGGGUACGAGGCUAUGAAGCAGCGGGUGGAGAUUCAGGUCAAACACCAGGCGGAUCAGCGGACGUACUUUGACGCUCUUCAAGGGCAAUUGAACUCUGCCUAUCAGGAGAUCACACAGAGCCUGUCGCUAUCGCAAGACAAGCUGGCCGCUCAAUCCGCUCGAGUCUUCUCGCUUCUCGUGAAAUACGUCGCCGACUUUGCGCUGCUCGUGAGGACGGUAAAGGGGUCGGAUCUGACGAGGCAAGAAGAGGAGACGUACAAGCUGCUGAAGGAAGUAUUGAAGGCGUACGAAAUCACGGGUAACGGAGGCAGGAUGGAGGGCAAGUUGGCAGAGUUCUGGGCUUGCAUCUUGCGGUUGAAGCAGGUGGUGGACAGUGGAUAUGCUUCGAACGGCAAAUUCGAUUGGAGUUUGGAAUCCGAGCAAGAUCUGUUGCGUAUCUUCAAGGAGCAAGGCAAGGCGCUCACCGCUCUGCGCAAUGUCGCGCAAGACCAGAAGUUUGACGUCGACACUCUAGAGAAGGGUCUACCUCUCGUCGUCUAGAUUUUCAGCCUAUUCAGUGUACAUGGGAUCAGCUUACCGAUGUAACAAUGUACGCGGGACAUAUUUCGCUUUGCAAAGUGAUAGCGGAACGACUCUGAAAGCGAUGCACGAUUGCGAAGCUUAUAAUGACUAUUGAUCUAUCGAGGACCUGAAAA
This is a messenger RNA of Filobasidium floriforme, 1497 nucleotides long. RefSeq lists its product as uncharacterized. Lineage: Eukaryota; Fungi; Basidiomycota; Tremellomycetes; Filobasidiales; Filobasidiaceae. Bases 68 to 1342 code for a protein of 424 amino acids. Gene Ontology annotation, cellular component: nuclear pore; nuclear pore central transport channel. Gene Ontology annotation, molecular function: structural constituent of nuclear pore. Gene Ontology annotation, biological process: NLS-bearing protein import into nucleus; protein localization to nuclear inner membrane; nuclear pore organization. The record is from RefSeq and is a predicted model, not a curated record. The transcript has 6 exons.